AUGGGUGAAGGCUGUUGCAAGUGGUUACGAGAACUCGUUGGUGAUGAGACGAAGGAACAACAGAUUGAAGAGAGAAAGAGCGAAGCUGUCCGCUUCUUCAUGAUAGGAUCGGGAGGAGCGGGCAAAACCACUGUUAUUCGUCAAUUGAAAUGUCUGUGUAAGGAUAGUCCUAAAGAUUAUAAGGCAUACAAUCCAAGUUGGCAUUUGAUCGAAAAGACUGACAUAUUCUCUCAAAUAGAGUAUGACUUGUUCAAGAAACGCAUUCGACAGAACAUCUUGUCUUCCAUUAACAACUUGUGCCAGCAAAGUGAACUGUGGGGCUAUCCUAUGAACCACGAGCUUGUCGAAGAAGUCAAGAUGUUACAAGCUGAAUUUGAUUUAAGUGUAAUUGAUGGGGGAUAUGUAGAACAGCAAUAUACUGACACGAUCGUUGACGAUCUGGUAACUCUCAUCAACAAUGAAAGCAUCAAUAAAACUUUGAAAAGAUCUCAUCAGAUGCUACCUCAAUAUAGAAUAGAAGAUGGAACACGGCAUUUCCUUAAUGAAAAUGAUAUCCGGAGGAUAUUUGCAGAUAACACAGUCUUAACCAGUUUGGAUAUUGUGCAUUCACGUUAUCCCACAACUGGAAUCCAAGAUUUUCGUUUCGGUAUCAAAGGAAUGAAGAUUCAGAUUCAUGAUAUGGGUGGUCAAGUCACAGAGCUUGUGAAACUACCACAGUUCAUAAGUCAAUGGUUCAUGAACACUCAUGAUAACAACUUCGUACUGUUUGUCGCAUCUAUGGCUGAUUUCAACUUGGUGGAUGAGUCGAAUCCUGAAUUCACAGUUAUGGACAGAAGCAUAAAGACGUUAAGUAUUAUAUUAGACAUGCCGAUUGUGAAAGAAUGCAGUCUGCUCAUAUUUUUAAAUAAAACAGAUCGAUUCAAUGAAGUAGUUCGGAAUCUGCUUGUUACUCCCGAAGGUCGAGCCGAGAUUUUGAAAUAUUUAGGAAGCGGACUGGACUCAAAGAAGAAAGCAAAAGUCGAAAAUGGGACGAUUGAGGUUGAGGAUUUGCACAAAGCCAUAGAUAGACGAUUCCAAGAAGAAGCCGUGAAAUCAAAGAGGAAAACAGGCGUGUAUACGAAAUUCACUAAAGCUGUUGAUCCGAAAAUGAUGAGCGCCAUAUUUGGAGCUAUCGAAUGCGAAAUCGUGGCAAAUAUAGCAAAAACGAUUUUUACUUGA
Messenger RNA from Auanema sp. JU1783, 1218 nucleotides. The record is from the annotation of a GenBank genome assembly. Lineage: Eukaryota; Metazoa; Nematoda; Chromadorea; Rhabditida; Rhabditidae.